Sphenostylis stenocarpa is the source of this 483-nucleotide messenger RNA. NCBI's taxonomy places the organism in Eukaryota, Viridiplantae, Streptophyta, Magnoliopsida, Fabales, Fabaceae. The record is from the annotation of a GenBank genome assembly.
AUGAGUUCAGAAAGCAAGAAAAUAAAACCAAAGACUGAUUUUGAACCCGUUCUAAAUUAUUCUGAUUCUUGCAUUUGGAAAAAUGACUCCGGUGCAGGUGCAAAUGCAGCUUGUAAAAUAGACAAGACAUUUGCUGCCAUUGACCCCCUAUCUGAAAUAGUUUGGUCUCCAGAUAAAGGUUUCAGUCUUAAAUGUGUGGAUUCAAGUUUUACUGAUAAAAAAGUUUCCCUUUUUGGGAAUGUUGAACCAAGCAGUAUGGUUCUUGCUCUGCUCCAAAGCGUGACCGAUGGAAGUUCUGAAAUGGAUAAACCAUUAAAAGAUGUUUUUGAAGAACCUAUUGCUGUCAUAUGCUCAAAGAAUGAUGUUUCCUCCACAGAUACUUCCUCUAGGAACACACAAAGUGAUUCAGUUAUCAUCAUUUCAGACCAUAAAACAUGUGAAGAUGAUAAUGGUACAGAACAAUGGUCUGGCAGGAUUUGGUGA